Chinchilla lanigera (long-tailed chinchilla) is the source of this 5895-nucleotide messenger RNA. It is a transcript of the gene Clec20a, whose product is annotated as long intergenic non-protein coding RNA 83. The transcript has 6 exons. The coding region runs from base 1045 to 1692 and encodes 215 amino acids. The record is from RefSeq and is a predicted model, not a curated record. NCBI's taxonomy places the organism in Eukaryota, Metazoa, Chordata, Mammalia, Rodentia, Chinchillidae.
UGGAUCUAAAAGAACCAAAGUGUCAGUGUGACACUCAGUGUAAAAACACAGGCACACACACAUACAUGCACACACUCACACACAUGAUACCAUUUGGACAAAAACCUAGCAUAAGACUUACAGCUCUGGGCCCGGCCCUUCUCGCAGUGUUCACCACUCAUGUUUCCAAACACAUGCUUGUUGUUCUCCAUGUAUUCAGGCGGGGCUGAGGAAAUCCAUUUGGUGAACCUCGAUGAGUCAUAGCCUUCUUCCAGAAUAUUUUGCAACUACACGAGGACUAGGUUGAAGCCAUGAUGUGGCCUUGGAUAUCGGUGCAGUAUGACUUUAUUCUAUGUAAGCUGCCGGCCAUUCUUACCUGAAAAGUCCCAGAUAUGUUUCUCCCAAACCCAUUCACAGCAUGCUCUGUCAGUACCAGGGAAGAAGCAUGAAGCCUAUCAAUGUUCCACUGGGCUUUGAGGCAGAAGGCUAAUCAUGACACAAAGGAAGAGGUAGCCACAGCCUCUUUUCUCCAAGGUGGUAGCAUCUAGAUUUCCUUUCCUUUACAAAGCUCCGAAGGUUUUUUCUGUUUCAUGAAGAUAAUGUUGGGGGCAGGUGCAAAGAGGGGGAUUUCAGAAUGGCUUUAGGCCUCUGAGUUUGGCCUCUUUUGAUUUAGGGUACAAAUUCCAAGGUCUAGCUCACUACUUAUGUGGAGGCCCAGAAGAAAUGUCUUGAGUGGUUAGGGGCCAAUUUGACCACGGGGGGUCCUCAGUGUUCUACAGCCCUUUGAUCCAGGCAGAAUGUUUAUAAAGGUACCCAGAAUCCAAUGGAUGUGGUCUCCAACCAACCUUGAGUUGCUUGGCUCAACAUAUGUGCCCUGAAUGAUUUGUUCUUCUGACACGUUGGCAGUUUACACCUCAAAGUACUGCAGUAUCUGGGGCCAGAAGACUACGGACAGAAACUUCUAUAAACCAUGCUGCUGUAGGGUGCCGAAGAGUCUCGGAGUCAUCUCUUGAUUGGACCGCUCUUCCAAAGGAAGCUGAGGUCGUCAUUGGUGCGGAAACCUUCAUGAGAUUUGAAGAAAGAAUGUCGUGGGAGUCAGCUCUGAAGUACUGUCGCAGCCACUACACUGACCUAGCUGACCUGCAGAGAGUGACUAAGGAAGACAAGGAGAACUUGAGGUGCCUCACGAAUGAGACAGAGGCCUGGAUUGGCCUCUACAUCAGUGAAAACUCCGGGACUCUGGCGUGGUCCAGCGACUUGGGUGACCACAUCCCCUCCUGGCUGGAGAAGCCCAAGUUCAGCAGCGGGCUGUGUGCAGGGCUCCGCACCUAUUCACACUUCAGCCCCAAGGUUUAUGCAGUGGCUUGCUCUUCCCGACAGCCUUUCAUCUGCUUUUUUGUUAUGGCUAGUACAAAGGUUGCCACUGAUAUAAGAGAUAUAGCUACUAUGACCACUACUUCUGCUACUACUGCUACUGCUACUCAGGUCCAACAUUUAAGCUCAUCACGCCCAGAGUCUGAAGAAAAAACACCAGCAUCUCAGUCAGAGUACUCUUUUGAAAUCCUGAAGGCAGAUUUUAUCAUUUCAACUCUGAGGGACCCAGAAGAGAUGAAAGAAGAAUUUUUAAGAGAGAUCCAAGAAGUCUUAAACCUUAUAUUAGGCCACGAGCAAUUCACAUUGAAAUGGGUUGGCUUUGAAGUGAACAAAAAGUAGCACACGUCUACUGAUCUGCAGAUUCCCUUUUACUCAGUCUUCUCUGGAUUUUUACUAAGUUUUGGUUGAUUCCUAAAAGAACAGGACUGGAAAUAACUUUGCAAUAUGCUAGAAGGCGCAGACCUACAAGUAGCACCAAAGCAAACUACAUAUAAAACCUGCAUUCUUGGAUUUUAUGAUGAAACAGAUGAGCAGAAGAUGGCAGAAGGUGGGAACAAAAACCUCGAGAGAGUCAGGCAAGGACAGACACCUGAGCCGAACACCAGUGCUGAAAAGAAAGCCAUGAAUCUGUCUAAGAAUGCAAGCGAACACAGUAGUGGUUUAGGAAAGCAAAUGUGGCUGCAUUUCCAGAGCUGCGGACUGAACCACGGGCUUCAUGUAUACCAGGCUAGCGUUCUACCUCUGUGUGUUUGCAGCUCCACAACACAGAAUGUAUUAAUGCCAGCUACCUGUCCUAUACCGAAGAAAUAUUUUUACCUGUACACUGGGUAAUUUUAAGGCAUGUUAUUCUUAAUAUUAAAAUAUAUCAGAAUAAUAUUCUUGCAUACAUGUUCUUUUUUUCCUGUGUCCUAAGCACGCAGAUGCACAUUAGAAGGUAGUAACAUGUCAAAUACAGUAGCAACUUUAGUCUGAAAUGUUUAAAGUUAAAGUUUAUUUGUAUUCUUUGUAGGAAUAUCAAUAAAAGACCUCAAAUGUAUCUAUAUCUGUACAUGUACAAGAACCGUCAAAAAUUAUUCACAGAACAAAAAUAAAUCUUCUUUAGAACAAACCCAGGUAAUGUAAUGCAGAUAUGGAUCUCACAUAUGGAACAAUCUAAGUGCUACUUAGCACAAAAAUAUGGCUUUGAAAAUAAAAUAAAAUCUUGGGUUUUCUUUUUCUAAGGUGUAUUUCUCUUUCUUGAAAUAAAAAAUAAAUUAUUUAGCGUUAUUGUUGUAAAAUAGUCAUGUGUAUUAACACACUCUUAUUAAGGCCCUGGAGAUGAAAAACAAAAUAAAUUUGGAAGGUAAAUUCCUCUCAGGUGUGAUCCAGGUAAGUACGAUGCUAUGAGCUUAAGUUGAUUUUGAUGUAACUAAGAAAGGUCAAGCACCAGUCAACAUUUAACCUUUACUAGUUAGCUUUAUUUGCAGGAUAGUGGUCAUUAAGUCAGUAUUUAACCUAUUGGUGAACUGAGAAUUGAAACUUUUCUUUGGGAGUUUGGAAGUGACAUCAACCAGAUGGUCAUAUGUAAACCUUAUACCCUACACAGAGCACAGAGACUCGAAACUCUGCUCCUGUGGAGAUCUCGCCCCCCUCCAAUGGGUAAGUCUGGUUUUCAAUCUCAAACAAAAAAACUGCACUGGGGAAGAUGAAAGUACUUGAAUGAAAAGUAACAACUGAGUAGGAAAUAAAAUGCAUGCUGAAAUACGAUCCAAAUCUACCACUUUGCUUGGAUGGUUCACUGCAUGAGUCAAGUCUAACUAGGUUGGUUACUCAAACACCUGAGGAUUAACUGAUCAGAAAACAAAGUUGCUACUUUUUGUAUUUUACUCUGAUCAGUGAUGUUCAACUCUAUUUCUGAUUCCCUGGUAUCAAUGAUGAUAUCUAAGACCCUUGAGACAAUGUCAAACCAAAUCAAGUUCAAGUCACUUUAACUUACAUAUACAUAUAACACAUAUAGUACAUUCUUGAGAGAACUGCCAUAAAAUCUAAUAAAUGAGAGCACAUCUAAAAAUUCAAGAAAGUUUGGGAAUUACUGUUCUAUAAAAUAUAUUAACAUUCAGAAAAGGAAGCCCUAGGAAUUGUGUAUUUUCUAUGAGCAUGGACAUGUUAUCUACAGAAACUGUGUAUUACUGGGGGUUGAACCCAGGGCCUGCACACAUCAUCAGUACUUUUUUACUGUGAGACAGAGUCUCACUAAGUUGCUAAGUUGCCUAGGCUGGGCUCAAACUUGUGAUCCUCCUGCCUCAGCCUUCCAGAAAUCUAGGAUUACAGGUGUGCAUCACCACACUCAGUUUAUGUCUAUAUAUUUUAAAAGUGGGCAAGGGACGGAUAUCAACCUCCCUGUCUCCUUGAAUCUUUGAGUUACUGAGAAGACUGCUAUGUCCCCUUCUGGAUCCAGUCUUCCUUGGUUUUUCCUCAUAAGAUAUUUAUUCUGUCUCAUGCAAAUUUCAUUAGUUUUGUCCUUUCGAAACUCAAAAGCAUUCAUAACUGGGUCAUGAUAAUAAGAAAAUGCAGCUUGAACUAAUAAUAAUAAUUCAAACAUGAAAAGAGAUUCUAUUUAAAAAUUCAACACCUCAACAUUUCUUGCCUUUAGGAAACUAAUGUAAGUCCUUUCAAUUGACAUCUAGAUUUUUAAAAAAAAAAAAAUAUCCCAGGUAACAGGUAAAAAGGAAACUAUUUAUUGUUGGGGCAAGCAGGGCACUUCACUACUAGACUUGGGAAAAGGGAAUGGAGAGAAGAAAAGUCCUUUAGGAUCUCCAUACUCUGAGGGAGAGGUGGCCUCCAAAGUGUAGCUGAAAAUGUAGUGAUGCUGUGGUAUAAGCUCUGUGGCUUCUGGGUCUGACCCAAUGUCACGUCUUGACUGGUGCUGAGCCUGGGCGUCAGCUACACUGUGGCAGACUGAUGGGACUGGGUAAUCCUGAAGGGGUGCGGGGUGCUUCCCCCGGCUCAGCCCCAUACCCAAUCUUGUCGGGAACUCUAAACUGGAAGUGACUAGCGCUAAAUCUGGAUGGAAGCAAAACAAAUAAUAAGAUAAACUCAGUUGAUGGCAGUCAUCUUUUUCUGGGACUUUCAAUUAAGAACUCUAUUCCCAAUGGGAUGUACCUCUGAGGAUGGAGUGAAGCAAGGGGUCUACAGAACCAUUCACCCAUAAAUAAAUGCUGCAGGUAGAGUAAUACCUGAAAAGCUUUGCUUCUAAAGUCAAGCUUAGUGCUUAUAGAAGUCUUAGACAGAAAAUCUUACUUUUUUAUUCACUCUCCAACCCCAUGAAAGACAAAGGGGAAAGCACAUCAGUCAGAAAGUUAAUUAUGACCAACUUGAUAUUCAGAGCAAAAACCUACAGCAGUGUAAUUACCUCUUUUUGCCACAUGUACUUACCCAAGGACUGUCUCCCAGAUAGAAACAGUGCCUGGAACACAGGUAAGUGCUCGAGUGCUUGUUAUGGUGACCUAAUUAUAAUCUCUCCUCUGUCGCUGCUUUUAUUGCAGAGACUUGGAUUAAUGAUGGGCUGAUGGAAAUACAACUUUUUCCUUCAGUGAUGUAACAGGGAACUAUGAAGCUCUUUUCCUGAACUCUAAUGUUGUCCCUGUUAAUGGCCAAGUCUGGCUGUAGGUAAGCACCUCACCUGAAUCCCCAAUUCCAUUCAGCCCUGGUUUACCCUCCAUAAAGUGGGGAUACACUGAGGGAAAUGGCAGCAAGUACAAGACAUGGUUGUCAUAAGCAAUCAGCUUCCCUUCAACCAUGUACCUCCUGCCAGCGAGACAAAUGUAUGUAUAUAUUGGGACUGAAGAAAAGGCCAAUUAAGUCACACCCCCAUAAAAACUGUCAUGUACUGCUGCCUUCUUUCAUACUUAAAAAAUCUUUCAGAAUAAAUUCUGUAGGUUGCAGCAUUCUCUAAAGAAAUACUUAAAAAAAAUGACAAGUAUAUUCAAAGAAUUCAUCUAAAAUUUAACAUCUGGUAACAGCUCUUGAGUUUUCACCUUCUAACCUUCUUAUUUCUUCUUCUUAUUUUAUUUUCAUCGCUUCAUUCAAGAUAACCUGAUAGUGCAGGGCUGCAUAAUAUGUCCAAAUGUUUCAUCUUCCAAUGAAGACUGCCCUCUGAGGAGGCUAACAAGAUACAGCACAUUCAUCAAAAACAUGGUAUUUUUGUGUCUCCUCCAAAUCCUCAAUAUAAUUUUAUCAGCCCUCUGGAGUCCAUAACCAUGCUUGAAAGACUUCCACAUCUCAAUGCAAGACGUCACCUACAUUACAUACUUAAGGCCACUGAAACUGACAAUUCUUUUACUAGGAUUUCUAGGGCACAAUUUCAGGCUUUAAAAGGAAUGAGUUAAAUUUUGCUAGAACUGAGAAUAAGCCACAAAGAACAGAUCUGUUUAUGCCUCUCCCCAAACUAACAAAUAUGUUUCAGAACUGGUAACCUUUAUUCCUAUUAAAUGAUUUUGAUUAGUGUGCCCUCCGUUUAGAGGGAAGAGAUAAGCAUUUAUAAAAUAACUACUAAGGGUCAAG